Penicillium samsonianum is the source of this 1326-nucleotide messenger RNA. RefSeq lists its product as uncharacterized. Lineage: Eukaryota; Fungi; Ascomycota; Eurotiomycetes; Eurotiales; Aspergillaceae. Bases 1 to 1326 code for a protein of 441 amino acids. The transcript is spliced from 5 exons. Gene Ontology annotation, cellular component: mitochondrion. The record is from RefSeq and is a predicted model, not a curated record. Gene Ontology annotation, molecular function: protein binding; methylcrotonoyl-CoA carboxylase activity.
AUGGCUGUUACUUUUACCACAGAUCCAAAUGGCAGAGAUGUCUCAGUUCUUCGCAAGCCAUUAUUUGCAGCAGACCCACCAUUGGGCGCAGAUGGAAGACCGAUGAUACAGAAAGUGUUGAUCGCCAACCGUGGUGAAAUUGCCUGUCGCAUUAUCCAAACAUGCAUCAAAGAUGCAUCCUCCCGCAAUACGUGUGAGGCAGAUGAAGCCAUCAACAUCGGCAGCAUUGACCGCAGUACUCGCAACCCGUUUCUCGACAUCGAACUACUAGUUCAAACGGCUAUUUCAACUGAAAAUGCAGAGUUUGCCCAGCGCGAUCACGAUGCAGGUCUUAUCUUCAUCGGCCCCAGCCCUAGUGCCAUGUCUACCCUCGGCGACAAACGAUCGUCAAAAGAUUAUUUGCACGCUGUCCUUGUGAUGAAUGGAGAUAUUAGAGGGCUCCAGGAUCUAUUUGCCUCCAGGAAAGCAUCACCCUUCGACCGAGUCGAUAGCCCGAAUGGGGAAUCACUACUUCAUAUAACCAGGUUUGUCAGCCGCAAAAAUAGGACUGAGAUGAUAUCCUUUCUCUUGGACCAAGGAGCUGAAUUGAACUCCUCAAAACAUCUGCCAAUUUGCAGCCAAGCAUACGAGUCAGCGUCUACCACACCUGAGUUGGAUUCAUUGAUUCCAUCAAUGCGUGUCGUGCUCCGCCAUAUAGAUAUGAGCCAUGAGUUUACGGAAGAAUGGGUAAUCUAUGUCUUCAAUACAUUUUACGGAACACCAGAGGAGGUUGCUUUCUUAUUACAGCACUUUUGUCCUUCUUUUUACCAAGUAUCAAAAGAGAUCCGUCUCCGAGUGGCCAUUUCCCUAGCGAGGUGCUUGACGGAGCGCUGGAUGCCCGUUGAUUUCACAUCAAAGAUUAUUCAAAUGGUCUUAAGAAUGGAUGCGUUGGAACCUGAUGAUUUCAAGUUUUGCGAAGGAAUAAGUUCAACGCUAAUUCAUUGUAUAGCGAGUGAUGUCUGUCGGAUUGGGUUCAGUUCGCGCCCAAUCAAUUUGCCAUCCAACUCUGGUUGGAAAAUCUGGAAGCUGUUGGUAUUGAUCUGGGUUGAAUAUGGCAAAGCGGAGGAUUUCAUUUGGAAAAAUCGGAUGAUCCGGCGAGAAUUAUUUAUGUGGGAUACAACUCUGGUAGUGGCCUCAACGAUAAGAGUGAUUGGAUUUUCCUAUGGCGCCUCUCCCAAAGAUUGGCAUCUAUGGCUGUCUGACCCAACUGAUUGUUUCGUGGGAGAAUUUUGGGAUAUGAUUGCGCGGCCAGUGGAAGUGAUGCCCGGUUCUUGGCCGCAAGAAUGA